AUGCGGGGCGUGGGGGCGGUUGCACCACCCAUGCGACACGGGCCCCUUUUUCUUGACGGCCACUCGCGUCGUGCCGAGGAGCAGCUGGCCUUCCAAGACAAGUACCACGACCGCAUGGCGCGGCUCACCGGCGGUGGGGCGGACGAGAACUACGCUGCGUGGGGCUUGGAUGAGCCUCGUGGCGGGCUCCGCGAGCCGGCUCCCGACUACUGGGCGGAGUAUGCGAAGAAGCUCGAGCAUUCGGGGCUUCCACGCCUUGGCGAUGACAGCUCGCGGGCAAAGGCAGCGGCCCAAACGCAAUCCCCGCCGCCGCGUGGGAGUUUUGACUCUCCACCCGACAUGCGUCCUUCGCCUGGGCGGUGGGAGACGUACUCGGCGACGAAAUCUCCGGCACGAUUGCCGGAGGAGAGUGUCCUGCACCGUCUGGAUUGGCUGGCACAGGAGAAGAGUGAGCCCAAUUCCACAGAAGUUAUCGAUUUGCUCCGAGAAGUUGAGGAGGUCCUGGAGCAUGAGGGCUCACAGAGGCGUGAUGAGUCGCGCGUGGAAGUGCGUUCUCCUCUGACCGGCGCCUCUGCCACAAGCUGCUUGCCUGCGUCUCGUUUGCAUGACCCUGGGCGGCCCAUGGGAGUUCCUCCAGCUCCGCCCAUUCCUACGAAGGCCGCGACAGUCUCCAACACCACCACCAACAAGAACAACAACAUGGAUGCAAAUCUCACUAGUACUAGCCGUUGUCGUACUGCGCCACCAGCGACUACUCCAACAGCCGCCCCUUCAUUCCAACAUGUGUCGCAAGGUGCCUCCUCAGGGGCACCGCUACAAGGGGCGGACUGGAGUCAGGUGUCAAGGUGCCAACAGAUGGAGUGGUACCGCACUUACUACGCAUGGAUGAUGUACUACGCACAGUACUAUGGGUCUCUGCUCGCCUCUCAGCAGCAGCAACAUCAACACCAACAAAAGGAGAAGGAAAAGGUGUUACACAAGAAUUCAAACAAACAGCAGACUAACCUCAAGGAGCUAAGUCGGGAGUAUAAGAAAUUGGCUUUGGAAGUCGAGCGCCUUAGUCAAAGCUUCUGGAGCCAUGCGUCUGCGAAGGAAAGUGCCUCAACCCAAUCCCCUUGUAGGGACAAAAUGCAACGUAAAGGUCGACGAAGACCACCACCUCUGCAUCCUGGAGAAGAUGAGUAUACACUCUACCGCUCGGACCGCGGUCACUCUUCUCUUCUUGUUCCUUCUCAUUACUCGGAUUCGGCUCCGCCGGAUGAUGAGGAGGAAGGCCCCAUUCUUGCUCAGACGACUCCUGCUGCGGCGGCUUCCAAGGCGGGACUCGGCCCAAGGGCACGUCUGCGCCGAGACUCGUUGGGCAGACGAGGCGAGCUGGCACGUGGAGCCUCUCAACUGGACGCCCCAGAGAAGGUAAAGGCAUUCUAUGGCCGACGCUCGGAUAUGCCUUGGCUUCCGCCACAGCGGCAAUCACCUGACGCAAACCACGCUCCGCUCGCUCCUCGGCCAACUGGUCGUGACAUCUCCUGGCUGUACAAGUACGAAGAGAGCGAGGCGGAGAAGAAGUCGCGGUCUGACACCGAUGAGGAAGGGGCUUGGGGCCGUGACGACGAGGAGCAAACUUCAGACCCCCCGUUGAGUCAAGAGGGCGGAAGUGCGCUGCCUCCCAGUUCCUCGCGGUAUGACUUCCAAGGGCCUGGGAGGCAGAAAGAGGGGCGUUCGUCUGUCUACGAGAGACGGAGGAGAGAGUUAGAGCAGGAGAAACCACGCUGGUGCUUUUGA
Molecule: messenger RNA, 1782 nt
Organism: Trypanosoma conorhini
Lineage: Eukaryota; Euglenozoa; Kinetoplastea; Trypanosomatida; Trypanosomatidae
Exons: 1
Coding region: 1-1782 (593 amino acids)
Source: RefSeq, a predicted model, not a curated record